Molecule: messenger RNA, 1140 nt
Organism: Lemur catta (Ring-tailed lemur)
Lineage: Eukaryota; Metazoa; Chordata; Mammalia; Primates; Lemuridae
Source: the annotation of a RefSeq genome assembly
AUGACCAACAUCCGAAAAAAUCACCCCUUAAUAAAAAUUAUAAACAGCUCAUUCAUUGACCUCCCAACACCAUCCAACAUCUCCUCCUGAUGAAAUUUCGGUUCCCUUCUAGGAGCCUGCCUAGCCCUACAAAUCAUCACAGGGCUAUUUCUAGCAAUACACUACACAGCAGACACAACAACCGCAUUCUCUUCCGUCACCCAUAUCUGCCGCGACGUAAACUAUGGCUGAGUUAUUCGCUACCUUCACGCUAAUGGAGCAUCCAUGUUCUUCUUAUGCCUGUUUAUCCACAUCGGCCGGGGUUUAUACUAUGGCUCAUUCACUUUAUCUGAGACCUGAAAUAUUGGUAUCAUCUUACUAUUUACAGUAAUAGCUACAGCCUUCAUAGGAUAUGUCCUCCCAUGAGGACAAAUAUCAUUCUGAGGUGCCACAGUAAUUACAAAUCUUCUCUCAGCAAUCCCAUACAUUGGUACCAAUCUAGUAGAAUGAAUCUGAGGGGGUUUCUCCGUUGAUAAAGCUACCCUAACUCGAUUCUUCGCCUUCCACUUCAUUUUACCUUUCAUCAUUGCAGCCUUAGUAAUAGUCCAUCUUCUAUUCCUUCACGAAACAGGAUCUAAUAACCCACUAGGAACUUCAUCAGACUCCGAUAAAAUUCCCUUCCAUCCUUAUUAUACUAUCAAAGAUCUACUAGGAUUAAUACUUCUUAUCCUCCUAACAAUAACCCUAGUACUAUUCUCCCCCGACUUAUUAGGUGACCCUGACAACUAUACACCAGCUAACCCUCUCAGCACUCCACCCCACAUUAAACCAGAAUGAUACUUCCUAUUUGCCUACGCUAUUUUACGAUCCAUCCCCAAUAAACUAGGAGGAGUACUAGCCCUAAUAUUUUCUAUCCUAAUUCUAGCAAUCAUCCCCAUGCUACACACAGCCAAACAACGAAGUAUGGUAUUCCGCCCCCUCAGCCAAUACCUAUUCUGAAUCUUAACAGCAGAUUUAUUCAUUCUUACAUGAAUCGGAGGUCAACCCGUCGAACACCCCUUUAUCACCAUUGGCCAAAUAGCAUCUAUCCUUUACUUCUCUCUCAUUCUCAUUAUGAUACCAGUAGUAAGCCUUAUUGAAAAUAAGAUACUUAAAUGAAGA